AGCAGCGCCAGCUGCACGUUCUCACGUCCAGUGUUUGACACAACACAGUCUGUUGGACUGAGCGAACGGAACGUACGCAGCGGUAAUGGCUGCCAGGGAGAAUAAGGAGGACAACAAAUGAACCGCCGAGAAGCGACUCAUAGUGAGGACUAGGAUGGUAAGCAGCCAGCCGAAGUACGAGCUAAUCCAGGAGGUGGGGCGCGGCAGUUAUGGCGUUGUCUAUGAAGCAGUGGUGAAGCGUACAGGGGCCCGGAUGGCAGUGAAGAAGAUCCGCUGCCACUCUCCAGAGAAUGUGGAGCUGGCCCUGCGGGAGUUCUGGGCUCUAAGCAGCAUCCAAAGCCAACACCCGAACGUCAUCCACCUCAAGGAGUGCAUCCUGCAGCGAGACCAGCUAGCCCAGAGGAUGAACCAUGGCUCCAACUCCCCUCUCUACCUUGAGCUGGUGGAAACGUCACUGAAGGGUGAGAUCACCUUUGACCCCUGUUGUGCCUACUACUUAUGGUUCGUCAUGGACUUUUGUGACGGGGGCGACAUGAACGCUUACUUACUGUCCCGUAAGCCCAGCCGCAAGACCAACACCAGCUUCAUGCUGCAGCUGGGCAGCGCCUUGGCCUUCCUGCACCGGAACCAGAUCAUACACCGCGACCUCAAACCAGACAAUAUCCUCAUCUCGCAGGCCUGCACUCCCGCCGGCUCAUCCGAACCCACCCUCAAAGUGGCCGACUUUGGGCUUAGCAAAGUCUGUUCCACCUCCGGGCUCAACCCAGAGGAACCGGCCAGUGUCAACAAGUGCUUCCUGUCCACAGCUUGUGGUACAGAUUUCUACAUGGCCCCAGAAGUCUGGGAGGGCCACUACACAGCCAAGGCAGACAUCUUCGCCCUGGGAGUGAUCAUCUGGGCCAUGGUGGAGCGCAUCACCUUUGUGGAUGUGGAAACUCAGAAGGAGCUCCUGGGGAGCUAUGUGCAGCAGGGCUCAGAGAUUGUACCUCUAGGGGAGGCCCUGUUGGAGAACCCAAAGAUGGAGCUGCUGAUCCCUGCCAGAAAAAAGAGCAUGAACAGCCACAUGAAACAGCUGAUCAGGGAGAUGCUGUCAGCCAACCCUCAAGAGCGGCCCGACGCCUUUGAACUGGAGCUGAGACUUGUCCGUAUUGCGUGUAGAGAGUUGGAUUGGGACACGUGAUGGAUGGACGAACGGCACCAUGAACUCCCAUCAAGCACAUGUCCACAUCUCAUCAGCUACCGACAACCCAGAUCUUCAUGUAAUGGAGACUGUCCGUAACUAGGGAGGAAUAAAUCAAACAGACAUUGGUUGUAUUGUGUAAACUUCAUUCACUGUCUAAGCACAUGUGGUCUUCUUCUAGCUGUCUUUAUAUGAAAGGAUCGAGGUGUGACACCCACAGCUGCUGCUGCUGCUCCAUUCUGCAGCUUAGUCUCAGGCCAUUCACGUCACAGCUAGCGCUUCCCCCUCACACAAUCACUUGAGCGCAAUGGAAGAAAUAAAUAUACCCAGAAGUCCUUCAUUCAAAGUCAAAGCAACAAUUUGUCUCCACAUACCAUCAUAAACUCGGUGCUAAUUGUUCCAAAAUGCAAUAUGAGACAUCGUCCUGUGAUUUUUUGUUUUGUUUUGUAUUUGCAGCAUACCUUUAUCCAAAGGGCCGAAAUGAAAACCCAGUCACCUCAAUAUGUGGAAUGUGCUUAGAAGCCAUUUCUGGUUUUACAGAAUUUACUGAAAAACUCAUGCAGCCUGGUCUUAACCACCAGCAUUAAUAUUCACAUCAAAAGCUGAGUGCAUUUUGGCAUCAAAUGCAGUUCUGCCCCAAAUGCUCAGGUAAUCAAAACAUUCAAAAUAUUUAGCAUGAUGGUAUUUGUAGACAAAUGUUCACUGUUGAUCACAGAUUUGGUUUUGUGGUUUUAGAAGGUAAUAAAUGCUGAACUUUGGUACGCAAAGAUCUUUUUUUUUCCUCUGCCAGGUGUUUUGUAGGUUUGGUCGGUGGAGAAUAUUUGUGUGCAUCCAGCAGGUACUUGUGGUUUGUGUUUUUUUCUCUUUUCUUACUUUCUUUUUCCUGACUUCCUGUCUCAAACUUCCAAGAAUAUGUCAACAAGUCCCAGAUCCAGACCUAACCAGCUGACCACAGUGUGUGAAGGUCAAGAUUUGCAACUUUUACUUAUGUGCUGCCUUAAACACAGAAACACUUAACAGUGAAGCACUUCACACACCUGAUGAGGCUGGGAUUAUCAAAGGAUCAUUUGAUUUUUAUUGCAAGUGGUUAUAGUUCUCUUGUGCUGAUAUAGCAUUGUGCUCAUCAAAGCCCCUCUAACAGGUUAAAAAGCUGCUAGCUUGGCACUGGACCGUUCAGUUAUAAGUUGAUUUAUUGUGUUGCAGAUGAACUUCCAAACAAUUUCUCAUUGCUAUCAACUUUGUUACUUUUCAUAUAUGUCUGUGUUUAAGACUCACAAAGUUCCAAUCAGAUGUUUGGUUCUGUAAGAAAACCUGCCAAAGACAUGAUUACAGUUAAUUUCAAGUUGAAUUGAUUUAAUUUCAGAGAAAGUGAGGUCAUUUUGACCUCUUGGAAUUCAGAGAACAUUUUGAAGGAUAAAAUCUUUGUUACUGAUGGCUGAUUUUAUGUUCAUAUUUGAAAUAAAUUCCUUUUGGCUGGCACUUAGAAAUAAAUGGAAUGAACUUAAUAUUUUACUUUACACUCAUACGCACGUUAUUUAGAUGUCAUCUGAGGCCACAGAAGACAUUGGACACUGUUAAAAUGAUUAAAAAUGUACAAGCAACAUUGAAAGGUGAAGUUCUAGGUUUUAAUAGAAUUAAACUUAAUUUUCUUUCAAAUGGAAAAAUUGGUGAUGAACUGUAUAUAUAGAUACAAAAGACAUACUAAAUGAAAAUUCUUUUAAAUACAUGGGCAUUUGAUAAUUAUGUCAAUGUUAUGUUUAAGUGAAAUUGGCUUAAGACCUAAUUGGCAUUAAACCUUUGAAAACGAUUUUGAAUAUCUGAAUUAUUUAGAGGAACUGACAUUUUUACACAAAAAAAAGAUAUCCAAACUAUAUAACAAAUGUUUCGGUUAUCUUUAUUGGAAUCAAACAAAGCUCCACCCUUCUGAAUGACAGCUUCCUCAGAACAGGGAGAAUAUCGCAAUAUUUUCAUGCCCAUGACAAAUUGCCCUACGAGCCCAGUAAAAAAUGAAGCAAUUCAGUGCAGAACACCUGAGCUGACCCAUGAUCCUUCAUAACACUGUUCCAGCAGUAAACACCGAAUCCAUUUAUUAAUUUAGGCCUUUGUUAAUUGGGUUUUCUUUAGAAGCGUUGACUUCUAACUUUGUGUCUUCACCUGUUUUGGGUUUUGAAAUGAAUCUCAUGAAUAUGUUGCUAUGUAGUUUCAUUAUUCUUUACAGUGAAACUUGACAUUUUUGGGCUGGAACCAUACUUGUUAACUGUUGUGUUUGAGCACUACAGGGCAGUUUUUGGGGCCUUGUGUUAAUUUUCACUCAUGUCCAUGGAGUUGCUUUAAAGAUUAAAUUAAAGUUUUGUCACACAACUAAUGAACAACAUCAUUUGACUGCUUACCCCAAACUGCCUUCACCUUCCUCUGUCCAAGUUCUGUCCCUUGUUUAUGGAGUUUCUUGUUUUGAUUGAUUGUUUAAGACCUGUAAUGUGUACCUGCUUAUGAACUGAGUUUUGAUAUUUAUUUCAAAACGGUAAAGAUACAAACGGUUGUCGAUUCCGAAUUACAAACUCAUUUUAUAUCCAGCAGCUCAAAGGUGGAUUGCAGCUUUAGUUCGUAUUCACUGUUCAGGUUUUGAUUAGGUGAAUGGGGAAAAUAACUCAUUUAUUUUUUUAAUUUAUUUGAGCAUCCCUUCAUGCAUUAAAAGGCAUUCCUACAUUUUUGUUGGAUCUGUGAAUAUGCACUUUGGUCCCCCUUCUACCCACAGCUCAUCUGCAGCUGCUCAGUUUUCUUUUGCAGUCUUACCAUUUGAGGAAGUAAACUGUCAUUAGUUAUAUCCUACAGUGCUUUUAGGGUUGUUAAAAAUAAGUCAAUGGAUCCCAGAAAGCCCUGAUUGAUUGGCAAAACUCAUGAUCUGACUGAAUUGUAUUAAUUAAAGUUGUCCUUUUCCUGCUUGUCACUAGUCCUGACGUGGGUUUGUUUUUCACAGUGUUAUCAAAACUCAUGAAAUUGACCUGUCUAAAACUAUGACAACUUGUCAAUGUUCUUUUUUUUUUUAAAGAGAAGGCCCCAAAUUGAACUGCACACUCAUAAUUUUCAAACCCAAACUUGUACCAGGGAGUGAUAAAUUAAAUGAAAGCACUUUUAUCUUUUUUUUUUUUUUUUGGUUUUAGUAUUCCUCCUAAUUAUCUACUGCAUAUUGUGGUGGAAUUUUGUGAGGCUGAAUUGGGUGUGAUAAGUGUUUGUAUUUGUUUACAAGGCUGAGCACAAUGUCAGUCAGUGGUCUUACUUAUGCAUGCGACACCUCUUACCUUCAGGGAAGACAUUAGCACAUGCCAUCCCCCUUGAGCUAGAGAAUCUCAGCUUUUUUGUUUGUGUUUGCUUUCUUUGACACAUAAUACCGUUGUGUUUAACUUGAUUUUGUCUUACUGUGUCACUGUUCCUCAUUUCCAUUGUCUCUGAAUUUUUUCAGUAAUCCAAUUGGUCAUGCUUGUGACAAGCUAAUUCUAAGCCUAUUAAGUUGUUGCAGAACUUGGCAGAGGGACCCUAUUUUCCUCUCACUGUGUAUUUUUUAACAAUUUUUUAAAAACAAGUAUCCAUAAAAUCCAAAUAAUCUUGGCUCCUUUGCUGUUCUUAAGCUUUGGUGGAAAAUUACAUUUCGCUCAACGUUUUUUUUGCCCAUCUAAAUUGUGACAUACUGUAAGAGAUGCCCUGUAAUGAUGCAAGUGAGAUGUGUUUUUACAUUUUGUUUUGACCUCUGAUAUUGCGAUCAAGUACAGAAUUUGUGUGAAGUUGUGGGUGAGAUGCACAACAUUUCUUGAACCCCUUGCACUUUGCUUUUGCUGUGAAUAGUAAUACCGCAAAAUCAGUAUUCUGACGCCUGUUUUCACUGCAGGACAUCUCUUGCUGAUUCCGAUGAUGCUGUUUCGGCCGUAGAAAUGACGUAUGCUAGCAGCAAAGUUUGGACUCAAAGUAGGUCACUCACACCCUCCGAGCUCUAUGCACAAGGAUGAUGGGUAGUCACUUCUGACAAACAUUCUUCUUUCUACCCUUAUUAACAUAAUGGGAGAAGAAGGAGGUAGGCACUUGGAUUCCUGUUAGUUUUGGAAUAUUUGCCAAACACAUGCUUGAUCUGGGAUAUUAGGAGAUUCCUUCCUUUCGGUUUAUUGUAUUAAAUUUCCUUGCACAUGUGUAAAUACUGUACAGGAUCAACAGGUGAUGAGUAAUGUUGAUGUAGAUAUGACCAAGUAGGCUCUGUUUUCAAGAGUCUGAUGGAUUGAUGUGUAAAUUGCUGCGAUGGCUUCGGUUUUGCUUAAUCUCUCAUAUUUCCUUCAGUCAAAGAAAAUAUGUGAUAUUCUUGCUGGAUAAUACAGUGUGUGUAAUAGUGAUAAUUGUAUGUUUGUUAUUGGCCCGUUUGUGUUUUCUGUGAACAAAAAGCUGGUGUAUAGCACGGUUCAAGUCAGCUGUCCCGUCUCUAGAACUGGGAAGUUCUGGAGACAGAUCUUUGGGAUUUUUCAUUAAAAUAAAAGGAUCUUUCUACAUAGCACUUAUCCAGCACCUUCAAUCAAAAGCAAGUAAAGUGAACAGAAAAAGAAAAUAUGUACCACAAUCACCACUUUUCGAGAAUGUCCCUUUAGCUCCUUGAUUAAAAAUUGCAUUAAAUUUGACCUUUGAACAUUCUGCCUUUGUAAAACAUGCACAGACUAGUAAUCUCAACUUGUUUUAGAUCUUGGGGAGGAAAAAAACAAAUGAACUAAUUCCGACGUGAGGAGAAACAUAUGGAAUUCUGCACUGUAAUUAUCACAAAUAAUAUCCUUUUGUACCUCUUUUGACUCGUUUUAUAAUGGCUGGAAUUCUUUGAGAAAUUCAGAAAUAAAAAAAAGUCAGAUUCCAACUUUCCGGUGUGACGGAAACAACACGGGUGCCUUUCUUGGUUUUUAAGGGAUAUUGCUUUUUUUUCUGUCCUAACUGGACGUCUUCCUUUUCAACCUGUAUGUUUCUCUUUCACAACCUAACCAUUUUUUUGUGCUUGCUACAAAGUUUCGAUACGGCUAACUGGAAACAGCCAGUAUUUUUUACCACAGUUUGAAUGUCAUUGCCACUGGAAGGAAUUAAAAAAAAAAUUCUUGUUGGGAUCUUGAUUCCUCUCUGUCGGAUGCAACAGUUAAUCAAGCUUUUUUGAAAUGCAGACUCAUUGUGUAUUGAGUCUUGUGCUGAUAUUUGUUUUAAAAAUAUAAGUCACAAGGUCAUUCCAAUGUUUUUCCUUCCUCUUGAUCUGACCAAAUUUGCAUUAAUUACAACCAUUUUAUUUAAAUAUAUUUUAGUAUGUAAUGCAAAUACAGAAUGUUCUGCUGUUAAAUUAUAUAGUUUUGAGACAUGCCUGUAUUUUUUCUUCUGCAAAAUAAAAAGGCUCAACCUGGUCACUGAGUGGUCACUGAGUGGUCGCUGUAUUCCU
Molecule: messenger RNA, 6623 nt
Organism: Menidia menidia (Atlantic silverside)
Lineage: Eukaryota; Metazoa; Chordata; Actinopteri; Atheriniformes; Atherinopsidae
Source: the annotation of a GenBank genome assembly